UAAAUAGUUGCCAUAACAAAAAUAUUAAUUUCCGCUUUCAAAAAUUAUCGUCUUACUCCUUUUAACACAUGUAAAAUGCAUAUUUAUCACUCUUUUUACAAGCUAAAGAGCUUCAGUGGUGCGAUCUAUGGGAAUCUAGCAGUUUACCAACACGACAAUGGCCGAACAGCCCGUUUGAGUUAUUUUUUAUAGGCCAUUACAGAAAGACCUGCCAUGUCUUUGGUUUAAAAAUGGCGUAUACAAGCUUUUUGUUUGCCGGUUUACGCUGUUGAUGAGUUGACGAGACCCCGCGCGUUGAUUUACGAGGCGUAUACUUCACGAAUAUGAAAAUAAAAUACAUGUAUAUGACAGCAUCGAAAAAUAGUAGAUAAUGGAGAGUUCGGAAGACGAUGCGGGCGCCGCGUCGAACGCUUCCCGCCGAGCGCUGGCGCGGGAAACGGAGCCCGAGCGAGCCGAGGCCAUGGACGCCUGUGCGGCCGAGCCGGCGGGCGCGGGCGGCUCGUGCGGCACCCCCGCGACGUCGGAGGAGAACUACGACGGGGACAGCGUCCCGUCGCCCUCGGCGCACGACGCCAACACCAGCACGGAGGCCAUCCUGGACAUGAUCGACGACUUCAUCGACGGGCCCCGGGAGCCGCGCGAGCCGCCCCGGGAGCCCGACCCGCCGCCCGCCGGCCCCGCGACGCCCGCGAGCACUGACCACACUGAGGAAACAACUGAUAACCUCUCUGUUUUGCAACAACAAACCAACAAGAGUGAGUGUGAUGUGAUCCUGGCAGAAGUGUUGAUUCCACCUCCCGUCCACAGUGCCAAAAGUGAAACCUUAUUGGAAUCCAGUACUGAACCAGAAUCACAGUUAUCUACACCGUGUGAAGUCCCUGUUGACACUGGUGUAGCGGCACAGUGUAGUGAGCCUGUUGCAUCUAGUGAAAUUGAGCCAUUGCCAGUGCCUGAACAAUCACAUCCAAUGGAUACAGUAAGUGAGGAAGUGGUUUCAGUUGGACAGAUUGAGGAAAGUGCAUAUGUUCACCAGCAAUCAUUACCAACUCAGAGUGAAGAUGUUAUUGUGCCUGAAUCACGUAAUCAACCCCCUUCAGAAGAGCACAGUGAACCAUCUGCAACGGUAGAGCAAAGUGAACAGAUACUUGCAGUUGGAAAAAGUGAAUUACCACUAGAGCAAUGUGACCUGCCAGCCCCAACAAUUGAGUGUGCAAUACCAUUAGUGCCAGAAUCAAGUGUAUUAUCUCCCGCGGCAGACAAAUGUGAACUAUCAGAAACCAUUGGACAAAGUGAUUUGCAAUCUAUGGCUGGACAAAGUGAAUUAUCAUGUGUGGAUCCAAGUGUUUUGCCACCAUUGAUAGGCCAAAGUGAAUCGCCGUCACCGACAGAGCAUAAUGAACUCUUACCAGCCAACCAAAGUGAUUUACCAUCAUCGGCAGAGCAAGACAAUCUGUCAUCAGCCCCAAUUCAAAUUAAAUCAACAGAGCAAAUUGAUGAACAGUCAAAGGUAGAUCAAAGUGAACUUCCAACCACACCAGAGCAAAGUGAAGAGCAUUCCUUGGCUGAGACAAGUGAUCUCCCACCAACAACAUCUCAAAGUGAACUGUUAUCAGUGACUGAACCAACUGAAUCCACAGCAAAACCAGUAGAUGCACCUUCAUCGGAAUUACAGAGUGAACAGCUCUCAUCAGCAGUAGAGAGUGAUGUUCCUACAUGUAUGGAUGGAGAGCUGCCUUCAGCAUCAAAUACUGCCUCUUGUGAAUCACCAGCACCUACAGUGCAAUCUGAAAAUGCCCCAUUAGAAGUGCAAAGUGAACUACCCACAUCAGCAGUACCUACACAACAACCUCAAUGUGAACCUGAGCUAAGUGCACCUCCAAUUGUGGAGCCGGAGCAACAGCCUGUGUCUAGCGUAGAAACUGAUACGUUAAGCAGCUGUCCUGUACCUUCAAGUAGCAUUUCUGACUCUUUAGAUACUAGUGAAUGCCAAGUGCAGGACCGGACAGUAAAGUGUGUGUCUUCAAGUGAGAGUAAUGACAAUGUAACAGUUGGAAGUGUUGAAUCAACCUCUAGUGACAUUAUUGCUAGUACUCCAGUGACUCGGUCUCCACUUAAAAGGAGGCUAGUGCGGCCGGCUCGGCCAGAUACUACAGUGUCAUCAUCAGUGGACUUGCAACCCACUGUGACCCAAACUACUCAACCCACUACCAGUGAAUGCAUUGUGAAAGAUGUAUCUAGCUCCUCUGAUGCUGUAUCUAGCAUAGAAGAUGUGUGUGCAACCAGGAUAACUGGUAAUGUUAGUGAAAUAAGUGUUUGUAAAGCCGAAACAUCAACGGCGGUGAGUACUCCUAAGAAAAUUAAACUAAUUAGAAAUAAAAUUCCUGCCCCAGUCACUCAGACAGUGCAAAUUACUCCUGAACCACAACCAUGUCAGUCUACAUCUUUACCAGAUGCUUCAUUAAGUGAGUCCAGAAGUGAAAGCUGUUUUGUCAACUGUAUAAGUACUACAGAAUCAACACAUACAACAGUAGAUGAGGAAACUGUGAAAGAAAGCAACACUUCUGAAAAUACUGUUUCUGAAAUUAUAAUAAAUGAAACACCUAAAGAAGAACCAACUAUAGAGCCUCCAGAAGAAAAGUUAGAAGCAAAAGAACUUAAUGAAGUUAAACAUGAAAAUGAAGUUGAAACAAGGAAAGUUCCACCCAUUAAAUUGAGCCUUAGUGGGACAUGCAAUAGUGAGCCUGUGGUUCCUGAAGAACAGUUGGAUGAUGUCAAGAGCUUACCUGAAAAGAGUGACAAUAUUGAGACUGCUAAAGAAUGUACAGAAACUGUUAAGCAGGUACCAAAACUUACUAUUAAAAUAGGAAGUGCUGGAAAGAUACCAGAAGAAAUGAAGAGCCCCAUACCUAAAGUGACUAUAAAACCUUUGAGACCACCUGUUGAUGAUAAACAAACAGAAAACUGUGAGCAGUUCCCAAGUAUUACAAAGUUAAACAUCAAACCAAUACCCAAGCCUCCUGAAAAGAUAAAUGAUAUCCAUAGAAAAUCAAGUAGUAGCGAUAUAUCUGACACAAGUGAAAGUUCUGAAAAUGAUGAAACUAGCACUUCAGACCAAGCUUCUGCUUCAGACCAAGGCCCAAGUGAUGUAAUCCCUAAGGUCACUAUUAAAUUGGGCAAACCUGGUACUCAAAGUGAAGGAAAAUUCUACACAGAAAAAAGUAUUCCUAAGCUUACUAUCAAGCCAUUGCAAAAUGAAGAACAUGUGGACAUUCAAUCAGAAGAAAGGCAAUAUGAGAAAAUACCGAAGCUGACUAUUAAACCUGUAACAAGAUCAGACAGCCAACCUCUUAGUCCAAAGUUGACAAUAAAGCCACUGAAACCUCCUCCAGAAUCUAAUCUUUGCAAAGAAAUUAAUAUGGAUCAGAGUGAAAUCCCCAAACUUAAAAUAAACCAAGAAUCUCUUUCUCCUCGGGAAAUAAAAGAGAACUCACAUGUCCCUAAAAUAACAAUAAAACCUAUAACAAAACCUGAUACAGAAGCAACAAGUCCUAAAUCCACAAAGAAACUGUCUUCAAAAUGUGAAGAUGAUCAUAUCCCUGUUGUAACAAAAUUGAAUAUAAAACCUGUGGUAAAACCUACAGAAAGAUCUGGUGAAUCUUCUGACUCUUUUGAUGAUAAAGUUCCUGUAGUAUCAAAAUUAAAUAUAAAACCUAUAGUCAAGCCUAAAGAUAAUGAUAUAGAUUCUAACUUAGAAGAUAUACCUAAAGUUACAAAGAUUAAUAUUAAACCUAUAAAAAACCCUGAAGAAAAUAUUACUGAAGACUGUGAUGAUUGGAAUACUUGUGGUGAUGCAAAGAGUAUACCUAUUGUUUCUAAACUAAAUAUUAAGCCUAUUGUUAAGCCUGUAGAUGAAGACGCUUCCAAGGAAUCUGAAAAUCAAUCAUCUGAGACAGGAAACUCAAGUGAUGAUAACACAGAUCAAAUACCAGUAGUAACUAAAUUGAACAUAAAACCUAUUGUGAAACCGAAUGAUAGUAAUGAUUCUUCACACUCAAAAUCGAAUGCAUUAAUCGAAGAUAAUAUUCCAGUUGUGACUAAACUUAAUAUCAAACCAAUUAUAAAACCAGGUGAUGAUGUGUUGCCUUCAUCUCCUAAAAAAGAGAAAAGCAGUGAUUAUAGAAAUGCUGACACUGUGCCAGUGGUUACGAAGCUGAAUAUAAAGCCGAUAGUUAAACCAGAAGAAAUGGAACUCCAGCAAAGAGAAAGUGAAGAAGCUACAAACCCACCAAUUGUGAUGAAGAUUAAUAUAAAAUCCAUGACUGAGUCUUAUGAUAAAGUAGAGUCUAAAGCUAAAGUCAAUGAGAAUCAUACAGACGAAAUUCCCGUUGUUUCUAAAAUAAAUAUUAAGCCCAUUGUAAAACCAAUUGAUGUUUAUGAUGAAGUCAAAGCAGUUGGAUCGCCCAAGAAACAGAACUGCCAUCCAAAACCGGAUACUUCCUGUUCAGAAGAAACAAUUGGUUCUACAAAUACUGAAUCAUGUGAAAUUGUAAAACAAAAUUGUGUGUCAGAAUCUCUAGAGAUCCGUCCUGUAAAAGGCCUAAAUUCAGUUGUUAAUAUGGUAAAAUCAAGUUCACCAGUACCCAUAACAAAAGCAUCUGAGAACAUGGAAAGGAGCAUCAAAGCCAAUAUCCAUAAUGAAGAAAGAAAAUCAAAAGAUGUGGUAACAGAAGCUAGUAAAAGACAAGCUAUUGAACAGCUUUCUCAAAUCACUCGAAAAUCUUCAACACAAACAUGCACAUUACUCAAGAAGCUGCUUGAAGAAACCACUGUGACUAAAGUUGAAAAUAUAACGAAUGCACAGUCAUCAGUUGAGACCAACAAGACCAGUACUGAAAAUAACAUAGCAGUGGUAAAUUGUGCUAAAAGCAGCCCCCAGAUUAGUGAGAAAUUGGUAAACUCUGACAAGAUGGGGAAUGACUUGCAGCAUGAUCCAAAGGAGGAACUGAGCGAGCAGGUAACAAAGCCCCUAGAGAUUAACACUGUAUCAGACAAGGUGACUAGCUCAGGUCAGGAUUCACCAAGGAUUAUUCUAAAGAUCAAUAAGACUGAACAUGGUGCUUCAUCAGAAAUUAUUAAUUUGACAGAUGAAGUCAAACCCUGUGAAAAAUCACAGUCCACUCAGACUAUGAAAUCCUUUGCAAAUCACCAAAAGGCUCAUUUAAACAGUAAAAAGAAAACUGAACCUGAAGAAGUUUCUAAUGUAGUGGGGAAAAGAUUGCGAAGUUCAAGAGUGGUUCAAGAACAAGAAAAAACUCCUACGCCUAGACGUCUUACCGGCAAGAGAGGAACCCCGCUAAGUGCCAGUUCAGAUAACAAGGAGACCGAAAUGACGGCGCUAGAGUCCAAGAGAGUCAAACUAGGCAAGCUCCUCAUGAACAAAGCCCUCACUAUAACGCCAGUGACCAACGACAUGGCCACAAUAACGCCGAUCGUAAAAGUCCCAAGCGUAUCUCCACCGAACCCUAAAGAAAAGGUCAACAAUUCCAUCUUAAACAACGAGAAUUGCUCCAAAAAUGGCAAUUCGAAGUUGCAUAAAAUCCUGUCGAAUCUGCAAGCGAAGCAGGCCAUGCAGGUGAUGCCGACAAUAAACUGCUUAGACAAUAGAAGCAAAAUAGUUCCAGAGCACGACUCUACGAACACGUCGACUGGGAGUUCAGACGUCGUGGAGGUGCCACUACCGGUAGACCAGCAGGUCAUUAUGCUGGACAGUCCUAGCUCCCGGGACUUUUCCCUCGCGCCAGAUGACGUGGCGCAAGACCCGCUAGACGUGGACUCUUGCAAGGAGGUCUCCAAGCAGAUAGUUCCGGAGGUGAUGACUCCGCAGCCCAAGAAGCGCGGGCGGCCGCGCAAGGUGCCGGCGUCCGAGGGAGCCAAGCCCGCGCCGCCGCCGCUGCCCACGCCCGCUCUGGAGGAGCGACCGCAACGGUCACUCAGGCUGUCCAGGGAUCGUCCGGCCAUCAUACCGAAGCCGACCAGAGGCCGCGGGCGCGGGCGUGGCGGCAAGCGGCCGGCGGAGUCGCCAGUCGUGGCUACAGAACCCGCCCCUGAACCCCCCGCUACGCCCACCAAGACCGAAGAAGAAAUAGACCCGACAAGCUCACGAAUCAAACUCCCGCGCAUGACGGAAGCGUUAGAUAACAUGCCGUCGACGCCUCUGACCAGUCGAAGACGCAGCUCGUCUGUGGCUGAGACGCCGGAGUUGAAGGUGGUGCUAUCGACGCUGCCCGCUGAAGAGCUGAUGAAGUCUCCGGACGCGAAGGGCGGGCGCGGGGGCAGGGGCGGGCGCGGGGGGCGGGGGCGGACGCCGGCGAAGAGUCCGAAGAACAAGGGAGGGCGGCGGGGCGGCGGCCGAGGCGCUGUCUACAUGAAGGAGACGCUGGGCAUCUACGGGCGCGUGUGCGGGCCGGCCACCACCACGGUGCAGCUGUUCGAGGAGGAGACCUGCAUGAUGGACGACAACGCCACGCCCGCCAAGCCCUCUUCCCACCUACUGGAUGAAGAUUCUCAAAGCUCAGUGAAGAGUUCAACGAACGAGAGCAGCAAAAUGAAAAAAUCCAAGUUUGCUGAUCUGUUUGACAGUAACAAAGUGUGGACGGCAGCCGAUGUGAAAGAAUACAAAUGGCCGCCGCCUGAAACUGAAAAUGCUGAACCGCAGGUGAUGAUGAUCCAGGAGCAAGUGGCCAUGUUCCUCGGAGUGAAGGGCUUCAAGCGGCGCUACCCGGAACUGGCGAGGCGGGCUGUAGGCGGCGAGGAGCGCGCCUAUGUACUAGCGCAGGGGGUGGUCACCGCCGCGCUGUGCGACCUCGGUAUAACAGCAGUAGACGCGAGCGAAGUCCUCGACAUCAUGUUAUCAGACUUCCCCCACAAAUACGAGGAGUACCGGGGUCACCAGCGAGCGCGGAGGCAGGAGGUCGCUGAGGAGGAGCCCAAGGUCGAGGUCAAGGUCGAGGCCAAGCCGGAGCCGCCCAAGGUCGACCCGGUCAAGUUGAGGAAGGAAAUGGCAGCGGCCGCCGUCGCCUCCGCCUCGGAAUUCAACGCGCGGCUCAACGCGUCUCGACGUCCCUACUCCGUGGACUUACAAUCCAACACCGUGCACGCUCGCGCCCCCCCGCCCCCCGCGCCCCCGCGCCUGAGGGUCGCCCCCCCUGGGGGGAUGUACCCGCUGGCGCUGCUGCCGGCGCAGUACCAGCACUGCUACCGGAUCUACACGCCCGAGGAGCUCAGAUACUUCCCAAUAAACACUGCGCUAGCCGCGCCGCCGCCGCCGCCGUCGCCUGAAGAAAGUUCAGAAUCAGAGCCAGACUGGGGAAGCGCCUCCUCGUCUAGCGAUGAAUCGGAUGAACGCAGCUCGAAGAGAAAAAAGCUAACAAAGACGGCGCGAAGCAGUAUCGUGACUCUGAAGGAAGAGGAGCCGCCGUCCGGUGACCUCUGUCGAGUCUGCAACCUCCGAGAGGAAGCUAAUAGGAAGUACUCGCACGAACGGUUCCUAGAGUGCUCGAAUUGUCACGCUAAACUGCACCCGUCCUGCCUAGAGCUCUCGCCGGACACGAUCCGAGCGUGCCGGCAGUACGCGUGGCAGUGCGCCGAGUGCAAGUCCUGCUGCGGCUGCCGGCUGCCGCGCGACGACGACAAGAUGCUGUUCUGUGACUUGUGCGACCGCGGCUUCCACAUAUACUGCGUGGGGUUGGCUGCCGUGCCUGAAGGUCGGUGGCACUGCUUCGAGUGCGCAGUCUGCAAGUCUUGCGGCGCGCGCACCCCCUCAGGCCUCGCCGGGGGUGAGGCGGGGGGAGCGGGGGCGGGCGCGGGGGGCGCGGGGGACGAGGCGCAGUGGCACCACCAGACGCGGCGCGGGCCCGGCGGCCACAAGGUGUACUCGCACUCGCUUUGCACGCCGUGCGCUCGUAAAAGCAAGCAGAAGCGCCGACAAACGUCAAAAAUGUUCCAAAUCGAAGACAAAUCGAGGGACGCUGACAAAAAUGCGUAUCGCAUCGGCCGCUACUGCCCGCUCUGCGACCGCUCGUUCAUCGGACCCAAGGGCACCAUGCAACUCGUCAUAUGUAAACUCUGCGAUAGGCAACUGCAUCAAGACUGCGUUAGACAGACGGUGUCGAACCUCAACGUGCUGGAGUACACUUGCGCCGAGUGCAAGCGCGGCGGCAUCACGUCGCGAGCGGCCGCCGCCCGCCUCGCGCCGCGCACCAUCGCCACGCUGUUCAUGGCCAAGCGCCGGUUCAACAAGUACGCGCACCGGCAGUACCUCGCCUCUCGACUUGCUAGCAAACAGGAGGACGACAGCCUGCCAGAGCCCGAGAGCCUUCCUGAGCCAGAACCGGAGAGCCUGCCCGAGCCAGAGAGCCUCCAAGAGCCCGAGAGCCUUCCCGAGCCCGACGACGCCUCUAUGGACGUGACGGAGGCCAGCGACCCUCUAGCCGUAGACGAGCCCUCUCCCCCCGCCGACGACGAGGCAGCGGCCGCCGUCAAGGCACUCCAACUAGACUUCGGCGACUGAAAGUGACUGUGUGUGUGUCGAGUGCUGGACUGUAUAGUGGACGAUGUAAUAUAUAUUUUUAGUGUUAGACGUACAUAUAACUCUUAUCCGCUUACGGUAAUACGGUUGUAAGGUACUGUUGCAUAAAUCUGAUUAAUAUAACUAUUAAGUGGUAGGCUAUCUGUUAAGUGUAAGUUAUCGGAUAGUGGUGAGAUCUAGCUGUAUUGGCUCUUGUGUUUUCGCCGCGUUGUCUUCUGUUCCGUGCGUUGCGAAUUGCGGUUAUGAUUCGUUUCGAGGAAGGAAAUAAACUUUAAUGAUAUUUAUCCCUAGAGGAGUAGACAGUUUAAUUUAACACAAAGAUAUUUAAACAUCCGUAACUUGGUUAGAUGGUAGUGGAUCGCAGAUCACUAACAGUUAAGUUGUACAGUAAAUAUCUACUAACAUGACUAUGGGUAGCUGGCCGAUCUUUUCUUAUUAUUAUUAUUUUCCGUUUUCUAUAAGAGAAAUCAUGUAAUUUGUAUGUUUCCAUUUUUGUUAUGUUGAAGGAGAGUAUAAAUGAGAUUGAAGUGCUGUAUUUUAUUAAACUGACCGUUUGUCUAACACGUUGUAAGUGUAGCAGUGUGUGGUUUUAUAGAGGGACUUGUAGAUGAUCGCUGGACACUGGUCCAGAGAUCGAACUAGUUCUGUUUACAAGUAAUAUCGUCUGUUCACCGUUGCAUUUGAAAUAGUUUGGUACAUUCGGCGCUAUAGUACAGCGGCAGGCAUCUGUCGCAUCCAAAAAGGUCCAACUACAGCGCAUUUUGUUUAAGAAUAAAUUUUAGAUUAUUUUUUAACGUCGCUUCAUUAAGGUAUUUAUUUUAGUUAUAUACUUUUAUAUGGAUACACCUGUAUACAAUCACGUCACAUACUCGAUUAUUUGCAGAACUUUAAAAUAUUAUAUUAAAUACAUACACCAUAGUACCUAAGUGGUCUGAAGUCCACGAGAAUUAACUUAUGAUUACGAAUUAUGUUUAUAAAUACAACAUUGGCUAAGGCUUUAAGCAGUCUUUAUGUUAAUCCCCUAAACCCGAGUUAUUGUGUUAAUUUUAUAAAAUGUUUUGUUUAAUAUUAAACAGUUAGAGUAUUUUAAGGCUUUUCGUCUUGGUAGAGUAAUUUGUGUGAAUGAAAUUCAACAACUCCCCCUUUAAAAUGAUUAUUGUCGUUUCUUUUAUUAUUUCAAAGUACAAAUAUGUAGCUGGUAUAGGCAUCUACGAACUUACUUUCAAAUCCCUGCGGCACGUAUCCACCCAACAUUUAUGUAGUUUAAUUAUAAUCGAAUUUUAUUUAUCAGAGUAUAACGUUUAUUAUUUAGAUUCUGAGAAAUAUGUUUAUUGUAGAAGAAGUAUUACAGUUAUGUAUUUGGGUGGUUGCCGCCGCGGAGGGUGCCGCUUGUUCACUGCCAUGGCUGCGCGCGCGCACGCUCGCAGCUCCAGUAUUGCUGUCCUGCUCUCGCCCCUCGAACCACUUCGUGUGCAAUUUGUCCCCAAUAUGUUGUGUAUUAUAAAUUAGUAUAAGAGCAAGUGAUUCUAUGGCAACAUCUUGAACACUUAGUGCGUGAAAUGUAUUAUUUUUAGUUUAUAAUUAUGCUUUGGUUAUUAAUAAACUGUAUUUACUUAGCGACAAUGUUGAGAUAAAAAAGAUUUUGUAACAAAUUAUUUCAUCGAAUCAUGUUAUAAUGUUUUGUAAUGUAUGUACACAGCUGAUUGGUUCGGGUGCGCCCACUAUGCGCAUUGUUUUCUUGACACAGGUGAUUAAGACUUACAUGUAAGAAAAUUAUGAUAAAUCUAUGUCUACUUAAUGCAAGUGUAAACGUUCUAGAAAUCUCGCACUGUUCGGUCAAUUUUGUAAAAAAAUAAAGUAAAUUUAAUUUA
Messenger RNA from Plutella xylostella (diamondback moth), 10458 nucleotides. Lineage: Eukaryota; Metazoa; Arthropoda; Insecta; Lepidoptera; Plutellidae. The record is from RefSeq and is a predicted model, not a curated record.